UUUUUUUUUUUUUUUUUCAUACAGAUGGGUGGUUCCUUCUGAGAGGCGUUGCCGCACAGCCACUGCACCAGGAUUAUAUACCCGCAGCUGCUAGCUCUGUACCAUACACUGCGUACUGUGUUACCAGCGCUGCUAGUUUCCCUGGGUGAGAUAUCUUGCGAACCAUUUAUUUCUCUUCGCCAUGGCCGACUACAUUCAUGUCCCCGACGAGGCUCCCGCUGUGCCUAAAAUAGACGUGACGGUCGACGAGAACGACUACCGACCCGGCGCCUUGCGGCUAAUGAAGGAGCUCAGACCGAGCUGGAAGCCGUCCGAAGUCAAAGUGAAGUUUUUCACGGAUGGCAUAACCAACAAGCUGCUUGGCUGCUACGUGGGCGCCGUCAUGCAAGACGUGGUUCUGGUCCGCAUUUAUGGCAACAAAACGGAGCUGUUGGUCGACCGGGAAAACGAGGUUAAAAGUUUUAGAGUGCUGCAUGCAAAUCGCUGCGCCCCGCGCCUUUACUGCACCUUCAACAAUGGCCUCUGCUAUGAAUUUCUGCAAGGGACCGCCUUGGAACCUGAGCACAUUCGCAGCCAGCCUGUUUAUAGGCUGAUUGCGAGGCAGCUGGCCAAGUACCAUGCCAUCCAUGCCCACAAUGGUUGGGUGCCGCGCUCCGACCUGUGGCUGAAGAUGGGCAAGUACUUUGCGCUCAUUUCCAAGUGCUUCAAAGAGCAUGACAGGUUAAGCCCGGAGGUUCCCAGCCCACAGUCCCUCCGGAAAGAGCUGGUGUGGCUCCAGCAGAGCUUGUCUGUGCUGGGCUCUCCUGUAGUCCUAUGCCACAAUGAUCUCCUUUGCAAAAACAUCAUCUAUAACCAGAGGGAAGGCAGUGUAAAGUUCAUUGACUACGAGUAUGCAGGGUACAAUUACCAAGCCUAUGAUAUUGGGAAUCAUUUCAAUGAGUUUGCAGGCCUGAACGAAGUAGACUAUAGUCACUACCCGGGGCGGGCCUUUCAGCUUCAGUGGCUCCGCUCCUACCUGGAGGCGUACAAGGAGCACAAGGGCCAGGACGGCGAGGUCGCCGACAGAGAGGUGGAGCUCCUCUAUGUUCAAGUCAACAAGUUUGCUUUGGCAUCUCAUUUCUUCUGGGGUCUGUGGGCUCUGAUUCAAGCCAAGUUCUCCACCAUCGACUUCGACUUCUUGGGAUAUGCAAUGCUGCGCUUCAAGCAGUACUUCAAGAUGAAACCAGAGGCAGCUGCACUGACAUUACCCGAAUAAAAGCUACCAAUCUCCUCCACUCCUCCUCCCGCCUUCUCCCUGCCCCUCAUAUGAUGACUGCAGGGCGCCCUCUAGAGGACUGGGUUAAGAAUAACUCCACUUGAAAUCCCUGUUUGCUCCCCACUGUCCUUUUCCACAGAGACUGGACGGAGUACAGUCCAGUCAUCUGCAGAUACUUCUGGAAAUCUACUCUGAGGGUUAAAGUGAAGAACAGAUUUAAAACCUGUUAUAAUGUGAAGCCCAAGUGGCUAAAUAGUUUUUUUUUUUUUAUUAUUUAGUCAUUUGUUUUGUACUGAUGUGGAGAUUGGCUCAGCAUGCUGUUCUCUUUCCUUCCAUCGGCUCUCUCAUUGUAUAAACUGUUACGGAGACAGAGUAUAGUCUCCUACAAACCAGAGGAUGAGCGGACACCUGCGUGUCUGAAAGGCGACCGAAACACUAAUUUGAUUGGCUGGUGAUUAUUUCCACAUGUAGCUAAUAACUUUGGAGAAUAUGGAGAGCCUUAACGGUUGAAAACCAUCUCAUUUUUCCAAUAAAGACGACAUGAAGGCAGCUUUGUGUCCCAAGGAAUCAAUAUGAGGAAAGCUGGUUUGAAUCUGGUGUGAUAGAAGGUCCAGCCCCUUCCUCCUGACUCUGCUUUCACCCUUCUGUUGCUCAGCACUGUCCCGUUCGUAUGUGUCCGCAUAGUCACCGCUGCGCAGCUAAACGAGGGCUGUGCUAUUUUGGGGUUCUGACAACGCAAAGGGCGAGUUGUAGUCGAGCGUCCCGUGUUUACUUCCAACGCCUCCAUUGAGUCAAAGAGUCGUCGUAUUUCACUGCGUCGCCUUUUUGACCCGAGGGUAAUUUCUCACUUUGAUGUAGGUAUCCAUGCUUACUUUGGCACUUGGCUGUUGCUCAUGUUGCUCAGCGAUGCACCUCGGAGGACUUUGAGCAUUCCGUGUUCAUAACGUCGCGCAGGAAACAAGGUUGCACCCGUAUGACGGGUCAGGAGUGUUAGUGGAUUUUCCUCACUGUUAGACCGUUUUUAGACAAGACCAAACCCUUACGCCGUCUGUGGGAAUGAUCCGUAGUAUUCCCUCUCCAUGCUGCUCAGUUCUGCUCUCUCUGUGGGCUUUAAACUGACCACUCCUCAAACAUACAUUCAUCCAGUGGGAUUCAGCUUCGCUAAAUGUCAAGCGUCUGAACCAGUGCUUGGCUUUGUUUUUAUAUUAUGUCUGAACGGGGACGAGCAUGGAGAUCAUCUUUGUUUGAAAUAGGCAUGGGUCAGAGUGAGACUACCACGAUAAUGUCUUCAAAAAAAAAAAAACACAGUCUAAUUGGUUUUAUGAUACAGAAAACUCCUACUGCUGUUUAAAAUGUGUAACAUUGCUUAUGACGGUAUGUUUUACAUCAUUUCAUAUUUUGAAUUUUGACAUCUAGACUAACUUGACAGAAACGUAGAAUCAACGCGGGGCCAAGAUUUGGUUGUAAUUUUCAAGUAAACAUGCUUACUGCACGGAAUAUUGCAGCUUUUAGCCGCCCUGUGAGGCAGACUCAGUCUGACUGCCUAGCCUGGGAGCUAGCCUAAAGUUUGCUGCUAGACAGAUGUCCUGCUUGUAGUUUGCCAACUGUUCUGCAGAUUUAAAGCGCUGUGAGAUUGAUGAAGUGUGACGCACCUCAAGCUUCCACACUCCAGACGGUUUAGGUCCAUAUUUUUGCAACCAGAAACAGAAUUGAAGAACCGAGUUUGUUCUUGUUUCCAAGGGGGAAAUUUAGCCAUUCUAACUUAAACCAGCUGACCAGUAGUUUGCAGCAACAAGUGGGGAAGGGGCAGGCAGCGAAAACUACUUUUUUGUUUGUUUUAUUUCCCAGGCAUUUAAUUCAAAGGACCAUAGCCAGUUUUUUGUUUUGUUUGCUUGAUGUCAGUUAUCGGCCCAUGCCUAGUUUAAAAUUAGACUUAGUCGGACGAUUAGUUUGUCAGCAAGAAAAAGGCUUCUUACCGUCAAUGAAAGCCUCUCAGUAUCGAAAACAGAUUAAUUUCUUCGGUAUCGGCUUGUUUGAAAACUAAGUGCUGCCAUCUCGCUCGUAUAUUGUGCACAUUUCGGUUUUGACGGGAAGUUAGUGAUGUGUUUAUGUACACAUAUUAAAAUGGAAAUCCUGUUCCGCAGACACAGUCCAAAUGAACUUGGAAUGUAAUGUUCCCGUUUCCGCCCCUACCCUGCUAAGGAGGAGGUAUUUAGGGGUUAGUUUCCCUGCAUAGCCCCUGACAGCACAUCAUGUUACACUUCUGAUGAGCAACGCUGAAAGCUUAACGCCCACUCACUUGUCUUUUAAACUUCCCGUCUUUAUUGAUGACGUAGAAGCUGAAGGAUAAAUGGGUGGUUUGAAUUGAGCCCGAUGUAGCUUAGAAGUGUGAAAACUAGAAUUCUGUUGGAGAGUGGUUUAGCGCGUUCAAGGGAUCUGUGGGAGGUAGAUCUUUCUUGGGUGUAUGGGUAAUAUACACUGACACCACAUUUACUUUCUACUCAGAUUUAUUUAUACUCGUAAAUUUUCUCAGAUUUUGAUUUUACAUUUGACAAAUUCUUAAAAAGACUAAUAACUCUUAGAUUAGUAGGCUUUUUCAUAUAUCUGUUAUUUUCUGUUCAGUUAAAUUAAACCGUAACUCCAUUUGUUUGAACUUUAGAUAGUUCUAAACUAUGUGCCCUUAAAUCUCUCUGGCCACUGUAACAUUUUGUUAUAUGUACAGUAAUACUUACUAUCUUAUGUGAAUAAAAAUGUACAUAGCAGAAUUUUUAUGUUUUUUUUUUUUGUUUUUUUUGUUUUUCUUUUCUUUUUUUUUUAAGAUUGCAUUAAAGUGAACGAUUGCCUGGUGUAAGACAUCUUGGAUGAAAUGAAGUAAAUAUGCUUUUGAAAAUAAAGUCUAUUUACAAAUCA
Fundulus heteroclitus (mummichog) is the source of this 4165-nucleotide messenger RNA. RefSeq names its product ethanolamine kinase 1 (gene etnk1). The record is from RefSeq and is a predicted model, not a curated record. Gene Ontology annotation, biological process: phosphatidylethanolamine biosynthetic process. NCBI's taxonomy places the organism in Eukaryota, Metazoa, Chordata, Actinopteri, Cyprinodontiformes, Fundulidae. The transcript has 8 exons. Gene Ontology annotation, cellular component: cytoplasm. Bases 182 to 1255 code for a protein of 357 amino acids. Gene Ontology annotation, molecular function: ethanolamine kinase activity.